Molecule: messenger RNA, 2118 nt
Organism: Zonotrichia albicollis (white-throated sparrow)
Lineage: Eukaryota; Metazoa; Chordata; Aves; Passeriformes; Passerellidae
Source: RefSeq, a predicted model, not a curated record
AUGUCCUACUACUACGAGCAGUGCAAGCAGCCCUGCCUGCCCCCUGCCUGCCUGCAGAAGUGCGCCAAGUGCCCGCAGCCCUGCGCCACCCAGCCGGGACGGUUUUUCCGCGGGGAGAAAGCGGCGGCUCCGAGCGGUGAUGGCUGCGUGAAGUUUGUCACCUUCUCGGAUCCAUGUUGUCAAGAAGUGACCAAGUGUGUCACCACAUGCCAGGAUCCCUGCUGCCAGGAGGUCACCAAGUGUGUCACCACGUGUCAGAAUCCAUGUUAUAAGGAGGUCACCAAGUGUGUCACCACGUGUCAGGAUCCAUGUAAUAAGGAGGUCACCACGUGCACAACGACGUGUCAGGAUCCAUGUUAUAAGGAGGUCGCCAAGUGUGUCACCACGUGUCAGGAUCCAUGUUGUAGGGAGGUCACCACAUGCACCACCACGUGCCAAGAUCCCUGUUGUAAGGAGGUCACCAAGUGUGCCACCACGUGCCAAGAUCCGUGUUGCAAAGAAGUGACCAGGUGCACCACCACGUGUGUGGAUCCCUGCUGCCAGGAGGUCACCAAGUGUGUCACCACAUGUCAGGAUCCCUGUUGUAAGGAGGUCACCAAGUGUGUCACCACGUGCCAAGAUCCCUGCUCCAAGGAGGUGACCACAUGCACCACAACAUGUAAGGAGGUCACCAAGUACACAACCACGUGCCAGGAUCCGUGUUGUCGGGAGGUCACCAAAUGCGUCACCACGUGCCAAGAUCCAUGUUGUAAGGAGGUGACCACAUGCGCCACCACGUGUGUGGAUCCGUGUUGCAAGGAGGUCACCAAGUGUGUCACCACGUGCCAGGAUCCAUGUUGCAAGGAAGUGACCACAUGUACCACGUGUGUGGACCCGUGCUGCCAGGAGAUCUCCAAGUGUGUCACCAGGUGUGUGGAUCCCUGCUGCCAGGAGGUCACCACGUGUGUCACCACGUGUGUGGACCCGUGUGUCACCACGUGUGUGGACCCAUGUGCGGAUCCGUGCUACAAGAAGGUGUCCAAGAGCUCCACCCCGUGCCAAGAUCCGUGCUGUGUGACCAGGUGUGACCCCAGGUGUGUGGACACGUGUUGUCAGGAGGUCACCAAGUGCAGAACCAGGUAUGUGGAUCCCUGCUGCAAAGAGGUCACCAAGUGCACCACCAGAUGUGUCGAUCCAUGCUGCAAGGAGGUCACCAAAUGCACCACCAGAUGUGUCGAUCCAUGCUGCAAGGAGGUCACCAAGUGUGUCACCACGUGCCAAGAUCCCUGUUGUGCGACCAGAUGUGCCACCAGAUGUGUUGACCCCUGCUGCCAGGGGGUGGCCACGUGUACCACCAGGUGUGUGGAUCCCUGCUGCCAGGGGGUGGCCAGGUGCCAAGAUCCCUGCUGUGCCACCAGAUGUGCCACCAGGUGUGUGGACCCCUGCUGCCAGGGAGUGACCUCGUGCCAAAGUUCUUGUUGCCAGGGAGUGACCACCUGCACCGCGACCUGUCAGGACCCUUGCUGCCAAGGAGUGACCACCUGCCAGGACCCCUGCGGCCAGAGAGUGACCACCUGCACCACCACCUGCCAGGACCCUUGCUGCCAAGGAGUGACCACCUGCCAAAACCCCUGCGGCCAGGGAGUGACCACCUGCACCACCACCUGCCAGGACCCUUGCUGCCAGGGAGUGACCACCUGUCAGGACCCUUGCUGCCAGGGAGUGACCACCUGCACCACGACCUGCCAGGACCCUUGCUGCCAGGGAGUGACCACCUGCCAAAAUUCCUGUGGCCAGGGAGUGACCACCUGCACCACCACCUGCCAGGACCCUUGCUGCCAGGGAGUGACCACCUGCCAAAAUUCCUGUGGCCAGGGAGUGACCACCUGCACCACCACCUGCCAGGACCCUUGCUGCCAGGGAGUGACCUCAUGCCAAGACCCCUGCUGCCAGGGAGUGCCCACCUCGUGCCCAGCCCCGUGCUGUGUCCCCAGCCGUGCCACCUCUCAGUGCCGCAGAGGUGUCCAGGUUGUCACCAGGUGCGCCGACUCCUGUCCCACCACCUGCGUCACCCAGACCUGCCCUGUGUGCGGCCAGCGCUGCUCCGUCUCGGGCUGCCCGAAAUUCCGGGCUCGCUGA